This is a messenger RNA of Homo sapiens (human), 1541 nucleotides long. It is a transcript of the gene MADCAM1, whose product is annotated as mucosal vascular addressin cell adhesion molecule 1. Gene Ontology annotation, cellular component: membrane. The record is from RefSeq and is marked reviewed. Gene Ontology annotation, biological process: positive regulation of lymphocyte migration; integrin-mediated signaling pathway; cell-cell adhesion. NCBI's taxonomy places the organism in Eukaryota, Metazoa, Chordata, Mammalia, Primates, Hominidae. The coding region runs from base 15 to 1163 and encodes 382 amino acids. Gene Ontology annotation, molecular function: integrin binding involved in cell-matrix adhesion. The transcript has 5 exons.
AGAGGGGACUGAGCAUGGAUUUCGGACUGGCCCUCCUGCUGGCGGGGCUUCUGGGGCUCCUCCUCGGCCAGUCCCUCCAGGUGAAGCCCCUGCAGGUGGAGCCCCCGGAGCCGGUGGUGGCCGUGGCCUUGGGCGCCUCGCGCCAGCUCACCUGCCGCCUGGCCUGCGCGGACCGCGGGGCCUCGGUGCAGUGGCGGGGCCUGGACACCAGCCUGGGCGCGGUGCAGUCGGACACGGGCCGCAGCGUCCUCACCGUGCGCAACGCCUCGCUGUCGGCGGCCGGGACCCGCGUGUGCGUGGGCUCCUGCGGGGGCCGCACCUUCCAGCACACCGUGCAGCUCCUUGUGUACGCCUUCCCGGACCAGCUGACCGUCUCCCCAGCAGCCCUGGUGCCUGGUGACCCGGAGGUGGCCUGUACGGCCCACAAAGUCACGCCCGUGGACCCCAACGCGCUCUCCUUCUCCCUGCUCGUCGGGGGCCAGGAACUGGAGGGGGCGCAAGCCCUGGGCCCGGAGGUGCAGGAGGAGGAGGAGGAGCCCCAGGGGGACGAGGACGUGCUGUUCAGGGUGACAGAGCGCUGGCGGCUGCCGCCCCUGGGGACCCCUGUCCCGCCCGCCCUCUACUGCCAGGCCACGAUGAGGCUGCCUGGCUUGGAGCUCAGCCACCGCCAGGCCAUCCCCGUCCUGCACAGCCCGACCUCCCCGGAGCCUCCCGACACCACCUCCCCGGAGUCUCCCGACACCACCUCCCCGGAGUCUCCCGACACCACCUCCCAGGAGCCUCCCGACACCACCUCCCCGGAGCCUCCCGACAAGACCUCCCCGGAGCCCGCCCCCCAGCAGGGCUCCACACACACCCCCAGGAGCCCAGGCUCCACCAGGACUCGCCGCCCUGAGAUCUCCCAGGCUGGGCCCACGCAGGGAGAAGUGAUCCCAACAGGCUCGUCCAAACCUGCGGGUGACCAGCUGCCCGCGGCUCUGUGGACCAGCAGUGCGGUGCUGGGACUGCUGCUCCUGGCCUUGCCCACCUAUCACCUCUGGAAACGCUGCCGGCACCUGGCUGAGGACGACACCCACCCACCAGCUUCUCUGAGGCUUCUGCCCCAGGUGUCGGCCUGGGCUGGGUUAAGGGGGACCGGCCAGGUCGGGAUCAGCCCCUCCUGAGUGGCCAGCCUUUCCCCCUGUGAAAGCAAAAUAGCUUGGACCCCUUCAAGUUGAGAACUGGUCAGGGCAAACCUGCCUCCCAUUCUACUCAAAGUCAUCCCUCUGUUCACAGAGAUGGAUGCAUGUUCUGAUUGCCUCUUUGGAGAAGCUCAUCAGAAACUCAAAAGAAGGCCACUGUUUGUCUCACCUACCCAUGACCUGAAGCCCCUCCCUGAGUGGUCCCCACCUUUCUGGACGGAACCACGUACUUUUUACAUACAUUGAUUCAUGUCUCACGUCUCCCUAAAAAUGCGUAAGACCAAGCUGUGCCCUGACCACCCUGGGCCCCUGUCGUCAGGACCUCCUGAGGCUUUGGCAAAUAAACCUCCUAAAAUGAUA